Nematocida homosporus is the source of this 1602-nucleotide messenger RNA. RefSeq lists its product as uncharacterized. Lineage: Eukaryota; Fungi; Microsporidia. The transcript has a single exon. The coding region runs from base 1 to 1602 and encodes 533 amino acids. The record is from RefSeq and is a predicted model, not a curated record.
AUGAAAGAUAAAGAGAAUAACCAUAAAGCCAAUGGCGUGGCAGCUACAGAUGUUGUAACCACUGGGUGUGAAUCUCAAUUUGAAGGGGAGAUUAGGCCUGAUAAUAAAAAGAGCGCCUCAACGACGACAACUGGCGAGAUAUGUUCUUACUUUAAACAUCUUAGUUUAGCUGAAUCCGGUGAGCCGCAUGUGCCACAAAAUCGUGGUAUUACUCAUGCGGAAAUACCAGUCGCUAGCUCUCUGGCCAGUCAAAGAAUGAUCAAUUCUUCAUUGACCCAACCAGCCCAUACAACAGAUCUUCAUCGUGUCUCUAAGGUCUUUUCGGACCUAUGCAAUAUGGAGUUAGAUGAUGAUAUACAGGCGGAUAUAGUAGCUUUGUCUCCAGAGUCUAAACUAGCUCUUGCUGGGAAUGAGGGGCAAAAGGAGUCCAACGGCUCUAUGAGUCAAAACCUAGAUUCACCAACCAACGGACCAAAUAAACCCAUUCCGAAAACACUAGCGCCGGCCCGGUUCGUGGCUAGCAUAGACCAAGAAGUAACUACAACCCCUCCACAUGGCCCUGCUUUCUUUGUACCUUUCUCAUUAAAAACACCCACGUAUAUCAAUCUUAAGGCAAAAAAGUCGCUAGCUCUGUUUGAAAAUGCAAUUGCCCGGCUUUCUUCAUGUCUAAGCCUAAUCUUCAGGUUUAUAAUGUUAGGCUUACUUGUUAAAUUCGAAGAAACAGUACUGCCUCUCAUAACACCCACCACAACUCUGCCCAGCUCUAUGUGCAUUGUUCUGAUAUCUAGCUAUCUAUAUCUGUUCACCACUUUUGCACUUAGUAUAUACAGAAACUAUCGUCUAUUUUGGAACAAGCCUAAGAGCAACGAAGCCUGCCAUAAUCAGUCACACUUGGUGAGAAGUUCGUCGCGCGUUUGCCCAUGGUAUAUGAUGAUCGCUGCCGGCGAUGUACUGUUUGGCGCGAUUUUAUUCGUUAGCAUCUAUAACUGUCUGACUGUAAACCUGGACAGUCUCAUUUUGGAGCCGUUGACUAUGCAAGUGACUAAAGAUGAUAGUGUGUGGGCGGCCCUGGCAUAUGUGCUGACUUUGGGUUUCUGGAAUUGCUUAUAUCUGUUGCUACUUUCUAGAGAGAUCUAUGGGCUCUGCUGUUAUCUGGGUGGUGGACGCCCGGUUUUUUGGCAUACUCAUCGUAGUUUAAAACAAGUGUGGAUUUCUUGGUCUAUUCAUGGCAAGAUGAUACUUACCUGUUAUUUCCUCCCUAUGAAGCUGCUUUGCGCCCCUCCUACAAUUGCAUGUCUAGGCUCGGCGGCUCAUAUUUGGUUUAUCUCUGUUCUGGUUUUCCAAAGUCUAGCGACAACUAGUACAUACUGGGCCGAGAUGUGCACAAGAUGUGUGAUAAGACUAAUCGGCCGAGAAGCACCCCCGAUGGAUACAAUUGAAGAAUACUUAGCCCUAAAAGGCGACUUCUUCUCAAUUAAGCCUUACAUAGUAGGGGCGCGACUCUUAAAAUGUGCUUUCAUUGGAGGCGGCUCUCUCUGGCUAUUAUACGGUCCUGUAUUGUCUGUGGCGACGGAAGAACUUCGUGGGCUAAGCUCGGCAUAA